AUGGUUGUGGGGGAGUAUUUGUGCUCUCACAAAAGGAGAGGUUUAGGGUUUGUGUAUUGGAUAGUCUUCUCUUUGUGGUUUGGGUUCGUGGUUCUGCUGCGUCCUGUGGUGGGGCUGAGGCCCUUGAGGGAACAGAGACGAUCAUGGGGCGAUGAGUGGCUAUUUGUUAGGAAAGAAGAAAGUGACCUGGGCCCAUUUUCUGCAUGGAACAUUACAGGAACUUACCGAGGGUCUUGGAAGUUCCUUGAUUCUGCAAAUAGCUCUUCCAGGUUUCCAGAUUUCAGGAAGUCCAAUGGUGAUUCUGUAAUUGAGUUGGUCAGCACACAGACCAAAAUUACUGGUGUUCACUAUGUCCAGGGUGUAAUUAUUUUCCAUGAUGUGUUUGACAAUGAACACAAUGUUGGAGGGGCUCAAAUCAGGGUGGAAGGUGUUUAUAUAUGGCCAUUUAGACAGCUUCGGAUGGUGGCUAACAGUAGAAAAGAAGGGGUAUUAGCCCAGGAAGACGAUUACAUCCUGUCUAAUCCGUAUCAUCUGCUUGGAGUUUUCUCAUCUCAGGUGUUCCAAGACUCUCCAAAAGAAAAGAUAUGGAGAAGCAAAACUUCACCAAUUAACGAGAUGGAGAAACAUUGCAAUAUUGAAAUUGCUGCCCAAGUUACACGAGUCUCAACCAACCAAAAUGAUGGAGAGCAUGACCGUUAUCACUUGGAAGGAUUGAUGGAGAGUCCUGCUGUGGAUGAUGACGGGGAAUGCUUCUCUCCCUUGCUGCUAAAUGCCACUUCCGUGAAUAUUGAGGUGUACUACAAUAAAGCAGUGAACUACACCUUGAUGGUCACUUUUGUUUCUUUUCUUCAAGUGCUUUUGUUGAUACGACAGAUGGAACAUAGUAACACACAGUCGGGAGCUGCCAAAGUUUCAAUUUUGAUGAUUGGGCAGCAGGCCAUCAUGGAUGCUUAUCUUUGCCUUUUACACCUGACUGCCGGGAUUUUAGUUGAAUCCUUGUUCAAUGCUUUUGCUACUGCUGCAUUUUUCAAGUUUGUGGUCUUUUCAAUUUUCGAAAUGCGAUACCUUCUAGCCAUAUGGAAGGCAAGCAGGCCUGCUAGUAGUGGUGAAGGUUGGGAAACAAUGAGGCGUGAGCUUUCAGUAUUAUAUAGUCGGUUUUAUGGGAUUCUUCUGGGAGGCAUUCUGCUUAUGUACGAGUUCCACAAUUUCCUGAGGCCACUUCUCCUCCUAAUGUACUCGUUUUGGAUACCUCAAAUAGUUACCAACGUUAUUCGCGACUCUAGAAAGCCAUUGCAUCCUUAUUACAUCUUAGGCAUGACGGUUACUCGGCUAGCAAUCCCAUUGUAUAUAUUCGGAUGCCCUAAUAACUUCAUGAGGAUCGAACCAGACAAGACUUGGUGCACAUAUCUGGUUAUAUUUGUUACCCUGCAGGCAUCAGUUCUGCUUCUUCAACACUAUCUAGGAUCCAGAUGGUUCAUUCCUCGCCAGAUUCUACCUGAGAGAUAUAGCUACUACAGGAAAUUCGAUCAGGAAGAAAAUCACGCGACGGAUUGUGUGAUUUGCAUGACCGGGAUUAAUAUGAUGCAACGUCCCAGUGAUUGCAUGGUAACGCCUUGCGACCAUUUCUUUCACUCGGGUUGUCUACAGAGAUGGAUGGACAUUAAGAUGGAAUGUCCAACUUGCCGGCGCCCACUGCCACCAGCCUAG
Messenger RNA from Linum trigynum, 1707 nucleotides. The record is from the annotation of a GenBank genome assembly. Lineage: Eukaryota; Viridiplantae; Streptophyta; Magnoliopsida; Malpighiales; Linaceae.